Molecule: messenger RNA, 1851 nt
Organism: Mercurialis annua (annual mercury)
Lineage: Eukaryota; Viridiplantae; Streptophyta; Magnoliopsida; Malpighiales; Euphorbiaceae
Product: endo-1,4-beta-xylanase 5
Exons: 8
Coding region: 90-1760 (556 amino acids)
Biological process (GO): carbohydrate metabolic process
Molecular function (GO): hydrolase activity, hydrolyzing O-glycosyl compounds
Source: RefSeq, a predicted model, not a curated record
UCCUCCUACUGUUUCUCUUGUGAACCCUCUUUGCCUCUCUUUUUUGGCUCCUUCACCACACCUUUCAUUUUUACUAUUAUUAACCUAAUAUGCCAUUUCUUACCAACAAAACCUUCUGUUUCUCUGUUUUUUUCCUUCUUUUUACGCCUUCUUUCGCUCUUUCUUACGAUGGCCCUUUCUAUGACUACACUGCCUAUACCGAGUGCAAAUCAGAGCCUGAAAAAGCACUCUAUAAUGGAGGAAUUAUCAAAGACCAGCCUAUACUUCACAGGCAAACUACUUUAUAUAAGGAUGCUUCAGCUGUUUUUGCACCAGCUUUGAUCCUGCACAAUCUCACUCGGGGCAUUUAUUGCUUUUCCAUGUGGGUGAAAAUAGAAGGUGCGGAUUCGAGUAGGGUAACGGCGAGUUUAACUACUAAUAAUGAUGAGAGGUACAAUUGUAUUGGGACAGUGUUAGCAAGAACUGGAUGCUGGUCAUUUCUUAAAGGAGGAUUCAUUCUUGAUGCACCUUCCAAUUUAUCAAUUCUCUAUUUUCAGAAUUCAGGAGAUAAAAAUAUAAAAAUAGAAAUAGCAAGUGCAUCUUUGCAACCAUUUAGUGAUGAACAAUGGAGAGCAAAUCAGCAGCAUACUAUGAACACUGUAAGGAAACGGGCUGUGACGAUUCAUGUGUCAGAUAGUCACGGAAAUCGGUUGGAUGGUGCAAAUAUUACCAUACAACAAAUCUCCAAAGAUUUCCCACUUGGUUCUUCAAUUUCUAGUACAAUUCUUGGGAAUUUACCUUAUCAGACAUGGUUCGUCGAGAGAUUCGAUGCUGCAGUCUUCGAAAAUGAACUCAAAUGGUACGCCACAGAGCCGGAACAGGGUAAAUUAAACUACACCAUACCAGACCAAAUGUUAGAAUUUCUUCGAGCCAACCAAAUACUCGGCAGAGGCCACAACAUUUUCUGGGAAGAUCCAAAAUACAUACCAAAAUGGGUUCAAAAUCUGACAAGCAAUGAACUAAAAUCAGCAGUCAACUUAAGAAUUCAAAGCCUAAUGAGCAAAUACAAAGAAGAAUUCAUACAUUGGGAUGUCAGCAAUGAAAUGUUACAUUUCGAUUUCUACGAACAACGACUCGGUCCCGACGCUACAUUACGGUUCUACGAGACAGCACACGAAGCGGACCCUUUGGCUACAUUGUUUAUGAACGAAUUUAAUGUUGUGGAGACUUGCAGUGAUACGAAUUCAACUGUGGAUGCUUAUAUUUCGAGGCUAAGAGAACUUGAAAGUGGAGGAAUUUUCAUGGAUGGAAUUGGGUUAGAGAGUCAUUUUUCGGUACCUAAUUUGCCUCUUGUGAGAGGGAUUUUGGACAAAUUGGCUACUCUUGGACUCCCCAUUUGGCUGACUGAAGUUGAUAUUAGCAAUAAAUUUGAUCACACAACUCAGGCUAUUUAUUUAGAGCAAGUGUUAAGAGAAGGCUUUUCACACCCAGCAGUGGAUGGGAUAAUGCUAUGGACUGCAUUGGAUCCAAAAGGUUGCUACCAAAUGUGCCUUACUGAUAAUAAUCUUCAAAACCUAGCAGCAGGAGAUGUGGUUGAUAAUCUCCUAAAAGAAUGGAAAACUAGAGUUUUAAAUGGACAAACUGAUGAAUUUGGUUCAUUCAGCUUCUAUGGUUUCUUAGGUGAAUAUAGAAUACAUGUUCAAUUUGCUAACAGAACUUCUAAUUCAACUUUCUCAUUAUGGAGGAGUCAAGAAACUAAAUAUUUUAAUGUUCAAUUGUAAACUCUAUACAUGUUUGCUACUUAUGGACUUGAUAUUUUACUAACUUAAAAAAGCUGAGUCAUUGUUUGUAGUGAUUUUUUGAAUAAAUUUA